AUGUCAGCUGUACGUGUGUUGGUGUUCCCCGAAGCGCGACCGCGCGACGCCUCGCUCGAGCUCCACUGUCGUUUGCUGCAAUUGAACGCCCAGCGCCUGGUCCCGGCAUACGGUGUCCCGGUGCCAAUCUCCCAAGCACAGCAGUCCCCGGCCGGCGGCAGUGGUCCUGGUGGCGGCAGCGGCAGCGGCAUUCCCGGCGUCGCGCCCGGAGUUCCCAUCCCCCCUGGGCCCGGGGCCGGGUCCGGCGGCUCCGGCAUCGGGUCCGGCAGUCUGUCCGGCACCGGUCCCCUUGCCUUCACCUCCUCGCUGGUGGCCGGCGACGACCACUCGGCUCCGCAUGACAGCCACCGGGCGGCCAGCAGCGUCCCCUUCGGCACAGCCUGGAGCUAUGGCAUCAAUGUUCUCCGGUCGGCCAGCAGCAGUCUCCUGGCAUCGGUGGCAGAUGGGUCACCUGGCACCGGGGUCGCGGCCCCGAAAAGCCCAGCCUCCAAUGCGGCCGCUGUCGAUGGGGCGGCCCCUGUCGCCGGUGGCGAUGGCGGGCCGGGCCCCGCCGCACCAGCCACCUCUGGCCACCCCACCACCCCGCUGUAUAUUUGUCUGUCCCUGGCACGCGGCGGGCUGGACCUGGGCGGUGGCGGCGGCACCGGGCAUCUGAUCAUGCAGGACCCCCGGGAGUUGGGGUUGCACCGGUUGCCGGAGGUCAUCAGCCAGCAGGCGGCCGCCUUGCAGGCGCCUGCUGGAACGGCGGAUGCCGCGCUGGCCUUGCGCGCGCGUGCACACCUCUGGGGCCCAGCCCUACAGGGCCCUCUGACCACCAAGCAGCUUCCCGGGACUGUCGGCCUGCCAGUGGCCACGGUCAUCGGGCCGCAGUGCGUGGUCGGGCGCUUUGUGCCAGCUACAGCGCCGGCUGCCACUCCGGCGGCCUCUCCCUCGACGCCUGCGCUCGGAUCCAGCGCGGCGACCAAUGCCGAGGUGCAUGCCCUGCUGUCCGGCGGGCUUGGACCCGGGCCGCUGGAGGGCCCUGCCGUUCCGCUGGACUUCUACACCCCGCUGACGCUGCCCCUCCCUGGGAAUGUGGUUUCGCGCGACAUCAGCCACAUUCUCCCGCGCAUGCAUGGGCUCCUCCACCGAGCGUCCAUCCAGGUCGAGCGCCUGGCCACUUACAAGGCCAACCUGCCGACGAAUCCGAUCAUGCGAGGCUUCGUCCUGGAGGUGGAGUGCAUUUCCAUGUCCCUGCCGGACUUCGAGGCGGCCACCUCGGACUCGGUGCAGCGGUAUUUGCACGAGUUCGCCGAAAUGCUGGUCAAUGGGACCUUCCCCUCGAGCGACCCGACCUUCAUAGCCCCGACGGCGAUUGCUCUGGGGCCUUUUGAGCCGGCCGGAGCCCCGGUCACUCCGAUGGCCCGGUGGGCCCCGCCUGUGGUCCCGCACCAGCGUCCCGCCGCCCCGGUGCUUGGAGUGCAGCCGCGCUUCUGGCAACGCUCGACUGGGGCCGGGGCCCAGGAGGUUGAGGACUUUGCUCGCCAGCCCCUUUGCUCGGAUGUCUUCGCCUCGCAACAGUAUAUCGCCGCCAUCAGCCGGUGCUGCCUGCUGGGAGGUGUGCCAUGA
Molecule: messenger RNA, 1608 nt
Organism: Fonticula alba
Lineage: Eukaryota; Rotosphaerida; Fonticulaceae
Exons: 2
Coding region: 1-1608 (535 amino acids)
Source: RefSeq, a predicted model, not a curated record